AUGCAGUGUAUGCAAGGACAACUUACUCAUAACUACAGUGCUUACAAAGCGACUGGUGUACAUCCAGGGAUUCCUAUUCCAGUUCCUCCAAUGACAGGCCUGCUCGGUGCAAUCCCACCUGCCCCAAGUGCAUUCCCGAAUACAAGUUUCCUCCAGUUCCCUCCUCCUGUUAAUCAACCACCUCCAGCAAUCCCUAUACCUCAAGGUCUGAUACAGAGACCUCCUCCGGGAUUUUCUGCUGAUCGUUUUGAAUCUCGAAGAUCACGUUCUCGUUCUAGGUCUGACUCACGUUCAAAGUCUGCGUCACGUUCGCGUUCCCGUGAUUUUCACUCCCGUUCAGGAUCUCGAUCCGAUUCUCGUAGUUCUCGAAGCAGAUCAAGAUCACGUUCAGAUUCUCGUGAUUCUCGUUCAAAAUCCGGAUCACCACGACGUGAUGAUGAAAGUAGUAGUAACCAGUCUCGCGGUUUCUCUAGAAGUCGAAGACGCAACAGAUCUCGUUCACGUAGUUCAAGUUCACCAAUUGCUCGAUUCACUUCAGCCCCUGGACCUGGUGGUAUUACACCAGGUAGCAGUAGCAAUGCUAGCGGGAGUAGUAAUAUGAAUGCUGCUCGAGCUGCUGCAAUAGCAGCUGCUGUUUCUAUAGCUAACUCAAUCAAUGCACAAUCUGGUUGGUCUAAUAAUAAUAAUAACAGCAACAACAACAAUAACAAUAACACCAUCAACACCUCCACCAACAACAACAAUAGUAACAAUAAUGUACCGAUUAGUACAUUUAACAAUCAGGGUUUUAAUGGACCAGCUCUUCUGCCUGGAGGUCCGUUCGCUGAUUCCAACAGAAUGUCAUUCUAUCCUGGUGUAUAUCAACCUAACCAAGGACAACAAAAUCGUGGUGUAGGUGUCCUACGUGGUGGUUUCAACAUUGGUGGUAUUAUGCUAGGUCGAGGCGGUGGUGCUAUGGGUGGUGGUAUGCGAUAUCAUGGUUCUGAUGAUCGUUUUUAUCCACCGCAACCUGAAAGUGAGCAGUCUAAGUGGAGAUAUGUAGAAAAUGAUUCAAAAGUAACUGAUCACAUUAAGUAA
This is a messenger RNA of Trichobilharzia regenti, 1077 nucleotides long. The record is from the annotation of a GenBank genome assembly. Lineage: Eukaryota; Metazoa; Platyhelminthes; Trematoda; Strigeidida; Schistosomatidae.